AUGGAUGGCGACAGUGACUGCACUGCACUACGUCGAUUUACACUAUCUGGGCAGGGAACCCCGGCUAUCUCGUCUCCUAAUGGACAUGUACCGGCGGCCAUGCGUCUCUUUCACCAACUGCUACACUCGAGAUCUCGUGGAGGUGCCUCCGAUCAGCAAACAAGGGCUUUAGAUAAUGCGUUCUCCGUGUUGGAAAAAGCUAACUCCGCAAACACUGGAGGCCAGCGGAAGAGGAGACGUCCCGGUAGUUAA
Molecule: messenger RNA, 252 nt
Organism: Penicillium mononematosum
Lineage: Eukaryota; Fungi; Ascomycota; Eurotiomycetes; Eurotiales; Aspergillaceae
Product: C6 and C2H2 transcription factor RegA-like
Exons: 2
Coding region: 1-252 (83 amino acids)
Source: RefSeq, a predicted model, not a curated record